Messenger RNA from Bacillus rossius redtenbacheri, 2276 nucleotides. RefSeq names its product mucin-2-like. The coding region runs from base 1 to 2196 and encodes 731 amino acids. The record is from RefSeq and is a predicted model, not a curated record. NCBI's taxonomy places the organism in Eukaryota, Metazoa, Arthropoda, Insecta, Phasmatodea, Bacillidae. The transcript is spliced from 2 exons.
AUGGCACACCCCACACACCACACACAAACCCCUACACACCCCAAAAACCCCACACACCCCACACAGCACACACACCCCCACACCCCACACAGCACACCCCACACCCCACACAUACACACCCUACACCCCACACAUACACACCCUACACCCCACACAUACACACACUACACCCCACACACCCCACACACACACAGCACACACACCUCCACACACACAGCACACUCCCCCACACACACAGCACACCCCACACCCCACACAUACACACCCUACACCCCACACAUACACACCCUACACCCCACACAUACACACACUACACCCCACACACCCCACACACACACCACACCCUACACACGCACCACACCCCACACACACACACCCCAAACACCCCACACCCCCCACACAUACACAACCCACACAUACACACCCCACACAUACACACCCCACACACGCACCACACCCAACACACACACCACCACACACCACACACACACACCACAUACAAACCCCUACACACCCCACACCCUCACACCCCACACAGCACACCCCGCACAGCACACACACCCCCACACACACACAGCACACACACCCCCACACACACAGCACACCCCACACAUACACACACCAAACACCCCACACCCCACACCACACACACCCUACACAAACACACCCCAAACACCCCACCCCACAACACCCCACACACUCCACACACCCCACACACGCACCACACCCUGCACCACACCCCACACACGCACCACACCCCGCACCACACCCCGCACCACACCCCACAAACACACCACACCCCACACACGCACCACACCCCACACACACACACCCUACACCCCACAACCCACCACACCCCACAUCCCACACAUACACACCCCAAAUAACGCACCAAAUCCCACAUAUCCCACAAACCCCACAUCCCACUCAAACACACCCCAAACACCCCACACCCCCCACACAUACAUACCCCACACAUACACACCCCACACAUACACACCCCACACACCCCACACACGCACCACACCCAACACACACACCACUAAGCACCACACACACACACCACAUACAAACCCCUACACACCCCAAACACCCCACACCCCACACACCCCACACACCCCACACACCCCACACACACACACCCCACACCCCACACACCCCAAAUACCCCACUCCCCACACACCCCACACAUACACACCUCACACAUACACACCCCACACAUACACACCCCACACAUACACACCCCACACAUACACACCCCACACAUACACACCCCACACAUACACACCCCACACCCCACACACCACACACCCCACACCCCCCACUACCCACACACGCACCACACCCCACACAUGCACCACACCCCACACAUGCACCACACCCCACACACCACACACACCCCCCUCGACACACACAGCACACACCCACACACAGCACACACCCCCCCACACACCCACUUCACACUCCACACACUCCACUCACCUCACACACCCCACACAUCAUACAUACACACCCCAAACACCCCACACCCUACACCCCACACAUCCCCACACCCUACACCCCACACCUCCCACACAUACACACCCCACACACCCCACACAUACACACCCCACACACCCCACACACCCCACACACGCACCUCACCCCACACACGCACCACACCUCACAUAUUCCACACACCCCACAUAUCCCACACACCCCACACCCCCCACACGCCACACACCCCACACCCCACACAUACACCCCCCAAACACCCCACUUCCCACACCCCACACCCCACACACCCCACACCCCACACCCCACACACCCCACAUACUCCACACACCCCACACACGCACCACAACACACACACACCCCACACACCCAACACACCCCACACACCCCACACACGCCACACACCCCACACACGCCACACACGCACCACACCCCACACACCCCACACACGCACCACACCCCACACACACGCCACACACGCACCACACCCCACACACACACCCCUACACACAGCACACCCCACACAGCACACACACCCCCACACACACAGCACACACACCCCCACACACACAGCACACUCCACACACUCCACUCACCCCACACACCCCACACCUCCCACACACACACACCCCACACACCCCACACACCCUACACACCCCAAACACCCCGCACGCCACACACCCCAAACACCCCGCACCCUAAACACCCCACACCCCACACACCCCACACACCCCACACACGCACCACACCACACACCCCACAUACACAUCCCAAACACCCCA